Molecule: messenger RNA, 1046 nt
Organism: Tuber melanosporum (Perigord truffle)
Lineage: Eukaryota; Fungi; Ascomycota; Pezizomycetes; Pezizales; Tuberaceae
Exons: 4
Coding region: 343-870 (175 amino acids)
Biological process (GO): copper ion transmembrane transport
Cellular component (GO): membrane
Molecular function (GO): copper ion transmembrane transporter activity
Source: RefSeq, a predicted model, not a curated record
CCCGGACAGUGAUUCCCUGAGUGAGUCCCACUUCGUACCCAACUCGCGCAAACCUGCUCGCGUCACGGGCCACAGCGGUUGCACCUUACCACCAGUACCCUACUGUAUCCUUAUCAUGUCUCAAACAUCCCUGACAAUCUAUUUCACUCUCACAUCUCCCGGGCGCAUUCAUAUGUUGACUUACCACUCGAGCACUCGAGUGCUAGCACAGUACCCCCUCCACCUUUUCACCUUCCACCCUUCAAACAACCACAGCGACAAUAACAACAACCACCGCACAUACAUACAUACAUACAUACAUACAUACAUCCAUACGAUACCCACAAGCAAAGAAAAACGGAAAUGGACCACUCAACCCACGAUCACCAUGCGCACAUGAUGCAUGCUUCGGCAAACCAUGACAUGCACGCAUCCCCAGAAGCACACAGGUGUCAAAUGAGCAUGCUCUUCACUUGGUCAACCAAAGACCUCUGCCUAGUAUUCCGCAGCUGGCAUGUCCACAACACGACAACCUUGAUCCUCUCCCUAUUUGCCGUGAUCGCGCUAUCCGCCGGCUACGAGUUCGUUCGUGAUCUGGCGCGGCGGUAUGAAGCCCGUGUUGAUGGGUCGCUAUCAAUAAGUGAAGAAACGAGCUCAUUACUCCCAGGACGUGCCGGUAUAGCUGCGGGGACGGAUGAGGUUGAGAGAAGGAGGAGGAGCGGAAGGUUUGGGAAGGCGGUGUUUUACGGGGUGCAGGUUUUCUAUAGCUUUUUCAUUAUGUUGUUGUUCAUGACGUAUAAUGGCUGGGUCAUGAUUUCUGUUGCCAUCGGGUCGGCUAUCGGGUAUACCCUUUGGGGAUCCGGGGCUGCUAAGAGUGUUGCUUGUCAUUAAGAUAGUUGGGCAGCGAGGUGGGGAUAGAAGGAGUAGAGAGGGAGAGUAGGGAGAGUAGGGAGAGUAGGGAGAGUAGGGAGAGUAGGGAGAGUAGGGAGAGUAGGGAGAGUAGGGAGAGUAGUAGGGAGAGUAUGAGGGGUAGGGAGUUGCAAUUCAGAAUCUUUUUCACACUUGGA